GUGCAUUGCCUGACUUUAAUUCUUCCUUAUAAUAGCUGGUCCGGCUGGACGGCAUCGGCGUGGAAACAACUCGCGUUUGAAUGUAUCUACAACUCGUCGGAGGAGGGCAGGGAAAAACAUAACCUCUCAAUUUGGCGCGAAAAAUUACGACUUAGAACUCUAGCAGAUACUAGUCUCAGUCAGAAGUCUUGCAAUUUACUGGGCGGAAGAUAAGUAAGAACACCUUGGAGAAGAUCGACUGUUACCUGCGUUUAUGAGGACCAAAUAUUCCCUGCAAGAACCCUACAUUGCACUUUGCCAGUAUAAUGAAAUAUUUAGGUCUGAUCACUUGACAUCAGUAUUUCAACAGUCAGUUUGUCCACUGUCGAAUAAUCAUUUCAUAUUUUUCGGAAAAUUGAAUUACAUUUUUCGUUUACUAGUUCAUUCAUUCAUGCACUAAUAACGUGUUUGGUUCAACGAAAAUACUUUGAAAUUGUGUUGUGUACUGACUUACUGUCUUCCUCAUAAUGUCUCCUCGGUUUGGAAAUAAGUCGAGAAUGCAUUUAUCUGCACCUCGUCGAAAAAGGAAAGGAAGAAAUAGCAACAUUGCAGCCUGGAAUGCAAAACUAAGUAAACUAAAGGAAGCUGAACGCAUUAUGAAGGAAUCAGUUGUCAUCAAAGAAGAACUUGUCAUAAAUGAAGAAGUCAUAAACGAAAAUGUUGUCGUAAAGGAGGAACUUUUCAUAAAUGAAGAAGUUCCAAAUGAGCAAAUUGUCAUAAAGGAAGAACUUGUCAUUAAUGACGAAUUCAUAAAUGAAGAAAUCAUCAAUGAAGAAGUCAUGAAUGAAGAUGUCAUCGAUGAAGAUGUCAUAAAUGAAGAAAUAAUAAAGGAAGCAAUUUUUGUAAACGAAGAAAUUGUAAAUGAAGAAGUCAUAAACGAAGAAGUUAACUUGGAUGAAUUUAACCAAACACAAAAAGAAGAACAUUUAGUCGUACAUUCCCUGGAGAAAAAUUGUGCCAAUGAAAUAAUCGAUGAGGGAACAAAUUCUGAAGAUAUAAAAGACAUCUGUGUGGACUCAUCUAAAUGUAUAUGCAAAUUAAUGUGUGGUCAAGGAUUAAUUUCCAAAAAGGAGAGGCUCGACAUUUUUCGACAUUUCUCGAAUCUUCCUACUCGUUCUGAAAAAUCGAAGUUUAUUUUUCAAAAUAUUGUGUGGACCGUGCCGCGAAAAAGGAAUCCAAACCAACUAUCUACUAACAGGAUUAGUAAUUAUAUUCGAUUAUAUUGUUUGCCGAUAGAGGGCAGAUUAACAAGAGUUUGCAAAAAAACAUUUGAUGCAAUAUUAGAUAUAAAAGCGCAAUUUGUUAAUGAGUCAGUUAACAAAUUCGGACAGCUUUCUAAAAAACAAAUAGAUCAUGAAGAAAAUGAUGGCGUUAGUACGGAAAAUUUGGAGUACAAGUGUUUAGUCGAUCAAGAUCCUCUUGAUGUUUCAUAAAAAAAAUCUGGACGAGUCUGAUUUGGAUGAAUAUCUGGGCCGAUAUUGAGGAUAGUUAAAUAGGUUCAUAAUUUUAUAAAAAAAAGAUUAAAGUAUUUUUUUUUCUAACUAAUAAUAUUUAAUUUUAGAAUAAAUUAUAUUUUUUCGAUAGUUUGUGAGCUUAUGCAAAUUUUGUGAUUUAAGAAUAUUAGUCCAGUUUUUCCACUUUUUUGGUAGCGAUAAUAGUAGUUAUAUUAUUUCUCUAAAUAAAUUUUAUGUAAAUAAUUUUUUCAGAAUU
Belonocnema kinseyi is the source of this 1749-nucleotide messenger RNA. RefSeq lists its product as uncharacterized. The transcript has 5 exons. Gene Ontology annotation, molecular function: DNA binding. The record is from RefSeq and is a predicted model, not a curated record. NCBI's taxonomy places the organism in Eukaryota, Metazoa, Arthropoda, Insecta, Hymenoptera, Cynipidae. The coding region runs from base 507 to 1472 and encodes 321 amino acids.